AUGAACGAACAGAUCGAGCUGCUGUCGAGGCUGAACCACUGCCACGUGGUGCCAUUGCUGGGGUACUGCUCGGAGCGGCAGGGGCGGCAGCUGGAGCGGCUGCUGGUGUUCGAGUGCAUGACCAACGGCAACCUGCGGGAGUGCCUGGACGACCUCAACAGGAAGCCCAUGGACUGGGCGACGCGCGUCGGCGUGGCGCUGGGCGCGGCGAGGGGCCUCGAGUACCUCCACGAGGCGGCGGCGCCGCGCAUCCUCCACCAGGACAUCAAGUCCACCAACAUCCUGCUCGACGACCGGUUCAGGGCCAGGAUCACGGACCUGGGCAUGGCCAAGUGCCUGAUGAACGACGGCGUGGCGAGCUGCUCCAGCUCGCCGGCGCGCAUGCUGGGCACCUUCGGGUACUUCGCCCCCGAGUACGCCAUCAUCGGCAAGGCGUCGCUCAAGUCGGACGUGUUCAGCUUCGGCGUGGUGGUGCUGGAGCUCAUCACGGGCCGGCAACCGGUGCACAAGAGGGGCGGCGCCGGCGCCGGCGGCGCGGGCACGGACGAGAGCUUGGUGAUGUGGGCGACGUCGCGGCUGCGGGACAGUAGGCUGGUGGUCGCGGAGCUGCCGGACCCGGCGCUGAAGGGCGCGUUCCCGCCCGAGGAGAUGCAGAUCAUGGCCCACCUGGCCAGAGAGUGCCUGCAGUGGGACCCCGAGGCCAGGCCCACCAUGACCGAAGUCGUCCAGAUCCUCUCCACCAUCGCGCCCCUCGCCGACAAGCGCCGUCGCCACCACCUGCCCGCCGCCGCCGGCGCCUUCGCCCCGGGCUUCCACGCCGAGAGGCCGCGGGAAUGCUCAGUGUGGCAGGACGACGACGACUACGGCCAUCGCCGCGAUCACCUGCACGGAGGGUACGGCAGCAAUGCCAAGGGCGCCGUCUUGUCCGGAGAGGUCACGGUUAACGUCGGGAUGCCAGUGACGAUGAUGACGACGAUGGGGCGGAGCUGGCGGUCGGCGGAGCAGGAGGAGGUGGACCUGACGGAGCCGCGGCUGGAGACGUUCACGGAGCCGACGACGACAGCCAGCCCCUUCAGGUGAACGUGAGAUGAAUCGAAUACGUCGUAGAAUAGAUUGAUAGAACAGUCAAGUAGAGCCAGAGAAGAAAAAUGUGAGUGAGAUGCAUUGUACAGGCAAGAACGUAAUCAAAUCAAUUUGAGAAGAAAAAUGUGAGUGACAUGCAUUGCGACCAAA
This is a messenger RNA of Triticum aestivum (bread wheat), 1233 nucleotides long. Its product is annotated as receptor-like serine/threonine-protein kinase NCRK. The transcript has a single exon. Gene Ontology annotation, molecular function: protein kinase activity; ATP binding. Gene Ontology annotation, biological process: protein phosphorylation. The record is from RefSeq and is a predicted model, not a curated record. Bases 1 to 1080 code for a protein of 359 amino acids. Lineage: Eukaryota; Viridiplantae; Streptophyta; Magnoliopsida; Poales; Poaceae.